CUACCAAACAAAGCCUUAAACCCGCAUCAAUUACAUGAACAUCUCGUCUGGUCGUCUCCAUAUCUCUCUUCCCUUCUUAUCUUCCAUCAACACUAAAACAGUCCAACAAUGGUGUUACCGCAAUAUCUAGGCGGAGCAACCUUACAAACCCUAAAAAUGGCGGGCACUCCUUCCUUCUCCAUUUUCAGACCUCUCUUAAACUCCCCAACUCUUAACUUUCUUCUUCCUCGCUCCACUAAACUGUCCUCUCUCCCACUCCCUUCAUUACGCCGCCCAUUUUCUCUCUCCUUCUCCUCCUCUUCUGCUGCCGCCAUUUCCGCCUCUUCUGAUACUGGGUUGAAAACUCAGUGGAAAGCAGCGAUUGAUUUUAAGUGGAUUCGAGAUAAUAAAGAUGCAGUUGCGGAUAAUAUAAAGAUUAGGAAUUCUACCGCUAAUUUGGAAUUGGUCCUUGAGCUUUAUGACAAAAUGCUGUCUGUUCAGAAGGAGGUUGAGCAACUUCGCGGGGAAAGAAAUACAGUAGCAAACAAAAUGAAAGGAAAACUGGAACCAUCUGAGCGUCAAAAGCUAAUUGAAGAAGGUAAGAAUUUGAAGGAAAAACUUGCCAGCCUGGAGGAAGACCUCCUCAGACUAACAGAUGAGCUUCAGCAGGAAGCACAAUGUAUCCCAAAUAUGACUCAUCCAAAUGUGCCGAUAGGAGAUGAAGAUUGUUCAGCAUUGAGAAAAAUGGUUGGCAGCCCACCUGAUUUUGGCUUUCCAGCUAAGGAUCACCUGGAGCUCGGCAAGGAGCUUGAUCUUUUUGAUUUUGAUGCUGCAGCUGAGGUAAGCGGCUCCAAAUUUUACUACCUGAAAAAUGAAGCAGUCAUGUUAGAAAUGGCCCUUAUUAAUUGGACUCUUUCUGAAGUCGCAAAAAGAGGUUUUACCCCUUUGAUGACUCCAGAAAUUGUGAGGGCUUCUGUCGUUGAAAAAUGUGGAUUUCAACCUCGGGCAGAGAACACGCAGGUUUAUACUAUUGCAGGUUCUGAUCAGUGCCUCAUUGGCACUGCUGAAAUACCAUUAGGAGGACUUCAUAUGGAUUCCAUUCUUUCUGAAGCAUCAUUACCUUUAAAGUAUGUUGCUUAUUCACAUUGCUUCCGGACUGAGGCAGGAGCUGCUGGUGCAGCAACGAGAGGCCUUUACAGAGUGCAUCAAUUUAGCAAGGUUGAGAUGUUCAUUUUGUGUAGACCGGAGGAGAGUGAUACAUAUCUUGAAGAGUUGAUAGGAAUUGAAGAAGACCUCUUUGCAGCCUUGGGUUUUCACUUCAAAACCCUGGACAUGUCAUCUGCAGAUCUUGGUGCUCCUGCUUUCCGUAAGUUUGACGUGGAAGCAUGGAUGCCUGGGUUGGGACGUUUUGGUGAGAUAUCGAGUGCUUCAAAUUGUACGGACUAUCAAAGCCGGCGAUUAGGGAUCCGGUACCGUCCAGAAUCAACAUCUAUGAGCAAUCAGAAGAAAGCUAAGAAUGCACCAACACAGUUUGUGCACACACUAAAUGCUACAGCAUGUGCAAUACCACGCAUGAUCAUUUGUUUGCUGGAGAAUCACCAACAAGAAGACGGCUCUGUUAUCAUUCCCGAACCACUGAGGCCCUUCAUGGGUGGGGUUGAAAGUAUAGGCUAUAAAUAUCGACUGUAGUAUACAUGACAGUCCUUUUGGAGUACCAUUAUUGUUUGGGAUUUGAGUUGUAUGUUUAAUGAUAUUAGCAUUUUUGAGAAGGUGUACAAUGCAAAUCUUCUGAUUCUUACCA
This is a messenger RNA of Beta vulgaris subsp. vulgaris (sugar beet), 1780 nucleotides long. RefSeq names its product serine--tRNA ligase, chloroplastic/mitochondrial. Gene Ontology annotation, molecular function: serine-tRNA ligase activity; ATP binding; tRNA binding. The transcript has 10 exons. Gene Ontology annotation, cellular component: mitochondrion. The coding region runs from base 109 to 1668 and encodes 519 amino acids. Gene Ontology annotation, biological process: mitochondrial seryl-tRNA aminoacylation. The record is from RefSeq and is a predicted model, not a curated record. Lineage: Eukaryota; Viridiplantae; Streptophyta; Magnoliopsida; Caryophyllales; Amaranthaceae.